Protopolystoma xenopodis is the source of this 453-nucleotide messenger RNA. NCBI's taxonomy places the organism in Eukaryota, Metazoa, Platyhelminthes, Monogenea, Polystomatidea, Polystomatidae. The record is from the annotation of a GenBank genome assembly.
AUGACGGGAAUCAGCCAUCUUCUGCCGGCAGCUCGAUUUGACAACCUCUCCAUCAUUCAAGUUAGCCCAGCCACAUCUCGCGAACUGCUUUCCCAUCCCCACUCGACUGGACUUAAUUGGGUUGCAGUCUCGAAACCAGCUCAUGCUCUCCAAUCGGCUCUUGCAACAGGAUCGAAUAGCGGCGCUGUUGUGCCCUUCCCGGCCCAACUGCCUGUCCCACUGGACAAGCCUACAAAAGGAGUACACGUCUCUCUAGCCUUGACAACCACCCCGGCCCUCAUUCUGACCUCGACUGGACCUGUUUCCGUAUCAUACCACCAGACGCGUUGCGAUAGCAACGGUGGCCUACCAGCCAGUCCCACUUUAGGCCGGGGCGUUUCAUAUGGUCUAGAGUUGGGCAAGCCUGUGAUUCCGGAGAAUCAGGUACCACACUCUGUUGCCUCCUUUGGCUGA